AUGAUAUUUUCGACUUUAGAACAUAUAUUAACUCACAUCUCUUUUUCAAUUGUUUCAAUUGUAAUUACGAUUUAUUUGAUGACCCUAUUAGUCCACGAAACCAUAGGACUACAUGAUUCGUCAGAAAAGGGCAUGAUAGCUACCUUUUUUUGUAUAACAGGAUUAUUAGUUACUCGUUGGAUUUAUUCGGAACAUUUUCCCUUAAGUGAUUUAUAUGAAUCAUUAAUAUUCCUUUCAUGGGGCUUUUCCAUUAUUCAUAUGGUUCCUAAAAUAUGGAAUCAUAAAAAUGAUUUAAGCGCAAUAACUGCACCAAGUACUAUUUUUACCCAAGGAUUUGCUACUUCAGGUCUUUUGACUGAAAUGCAUCAAUCCACAAUAUUAGUACCUGCCCUCCAAUCUCAGUGGUUAAUGAUGCACGUAAGUAUGAUGAUAUUGAGCUAUGCAGCUCUUUUAUGUGGAUCAUUAUUAUCAGUAUCUCUUCUAGUCAUUACAUUUCGAAAAAGCCUAAGGGUCUUUGGUAAAAACAAUCAUUCAUUAAUUGGGCCGUUUUCAUUUGAUUUUGAUGAGAUUCAAUAUGUAAAUGAAAGAAGCAAUGCUAUACUAAACAAUUCUUUACUUUCAUUUAGAAAUUAUCACAGAUAUCAAUUGAUUCAGCAAUUGGAUCGUUGGAGUUAUCGUGUUAUUAGUCUAGGAUUUAUCUUUUUAACGGUUGGUAUUCUUUCAGGAGCAGUGUGGGCUAAUGAGGCGUGGGGGUCAUAUUGGAAUUGGGACCCCAAAGAAACUUGGGCAUUUAUUACUUGGACUAUAUUUGCUAUUUAUUUACAUAUUAGAACCAACCAAAAUUUUCAAGGCACAAAUUCCGCAAUUGUAGCUUCUAUGGGAUUUCUUAUAAUUUGGGUAUGCUAUUUUGGGGUCAAUCUAUUAGGAAUAGGCCUACAUAGUUAUGGUUCAUUCACAUUAGCAUCUUAA
Messenger RNA from Papaver somniferum (opium poppy), 969 nucleotides. Lineage: Eukaryota; Viridiplantae; Streptophyta; Magnoliopsida; Ranunculales; Papaveraceae. The record is from the annotation of a RefSeq genome assembly.